AUGUCACAGCUUCCGCAGCAGCGCGAUGGUCCCUCUGACAGCCAGGCCCAAGGUCACUCGCAGUACUCGCCAAACAAUCAGCCGUCAGCUUCAGAGACCGGAAAGAGGUUUCAGCGCAAGGCUAUUCCUAGUCCCCUACAAACGAGUACGACUGCUACAUCGCCGCCAGCCAGUGUUACGCCAACUAGAACUACCUUUGUCAGGUCUGGUGUCGAUCGUACUUUGUCCUCCCCGGGCACUCCACCAUACAACCUUCACGAAGGACCUCGAUCGCCAAAGGAGCGUCUGGACGACCUACUGGCCUCUGAGCAGAGUUUCUACCGGUCUGAGACUGAAGGAUCAUCCACAGAGCGAGAGUCCGUGGCAGACGAGAAGCCUUCACGCUACGGCCGUCCUGUCAACGACACGAAUGGUGCCUCACGAAGUGUGUCUGACCCAAUCCUAAUCUCCAAGUCCUCGGGAGCCUCGUCGAAUUCGAAUUCGAAUUCGAACACGCGUCUACCUAUGGCUACCACCGCUCCACAGCACCGUGUCGACAUGGCGCGGGCACCUCCACGAACCUCCUCCAUAGGCUCUGCCGUAUCGUCAUUAUCAGGCGGCACACACUCACACAAAUCCUCACAGGAUCUGAAAUCUGGCGGCGCUCCCGACAUUGCCAAUCUUAUACAGGCAGCAGGAUCCCCGGAAACGGUAAUACAGCAUCUUCUCAAAGAAAAGCAAUCUCAGGCGGCACAAAAUUCACAGCUAUGGCGUUUGGUAGACAAGCAACGGGCUAUGAUUUUGGGGUUGAACAAGGAUCUAGAACGAGCGCUGAAGGACAAGGAACGGUACCGCAAGAAGUUGAAGGAAAGCCUCGCCCAGAUCGCAAAUCCUUCGCCGGUCGAUUCGACUAAGGGUAUGGGUGCCUCUGACGCGGGAUCCUCUGCAUCAGAAGGAACGACGUUACAGGGAUCCAAAUCCGAAAAUGUUGGAGCGCUGGUAUCUGCCGGGCUACGAGAUCCAGUACAGGAGGAAGAAAACCAUCCACCCUCGCCGAUUGACAUUGCCUUGGCCCCAUAUCCCAUCACCCCUCCCGCGAACCUACUCCAGCCCGAGACGCAGACCCCUGCAUUAACUGCCCUAGUUGAAGCCGAACAUAGAAUGCCAUCGCCAACCCAACAUGCUUUCCAACAAUAUAAUCCUGAUACCCCAGUCGGUGGAUUUGAAGCCGGCCAGCAGCAGAGAAAAGACAAGGCAACUGAUAUUAUACGAGAAGUCCCGUACAAUGUUUCUCUUCCUCCAUCCAGGAGCUUACCUUCGGAUCCCCCAAAGGGGCCUCCGCCAAAUAUCCCCCGUCCAAAGGUACCUAUGUCCAGCCAAACUCCUACCCUAGCGGUCAUUGGACCAUCUCCGAAUCCCGAUGGUGGACUAUCAGCCUUUCCUCCGCCUCCACGAAAAGCCCCACCCGCACCUUUGAAUCUAGGCAAGGACGCCAAUCCAAGCUCCCACCUCCGCCAGGCAUCCGGUACUGUAGAAGAUACUGAUUCCGACUAUGAUGAUAUACUGCAAGUUGACGAGAUACCCGUAUUUCCCGAACGAGGACGGCGGAAAACCAGAGAGGAGGAUGAUAGGCGGCGUGAAAUUGCCGCGAUGAAGGAAGUCGAAUUACGGAGUCUGUCUAAAAGAAGCGGUAAGGGAAGUGCGAAGGGUACACCGAAAUCGAAGCCUACAACUCCGAAAGAAGGUGAAAUUUCAUCCGCUCCGGAUCCAAUGCCGCUAAGCCCUCGACCAACCGUCCCAAUAUCUCCCCCCGAAUAUUCGCUACUUUCUCCUCAUGGAUCUAAUGCUGGGUCUUUGGCUGGUAUAUUGAACGACACUUCGGGUACGGGGGUGUUAUCACCUCCUUUAAUGAGCCCUGGUCUUCCGUCGAGCCCGCGGCCAACAGACCGAGGAAUGAGUCCCCAUUUGCGACAAUCAUCUGGCCACUCUUCCUUCAACUCUCCACCCAUGUCUCCCCGUGGCAUGGCUGGAUUUCCAGGGGCGGUUCCUCUAUCGCCAAGGGCUCCCCGACAACCUAUUCCUUUACCGCCAAAUACACCAAUGUCAAUAGCGUCACCAGGCUUACCUAAGGGCAAACCUUUACAGCUAGUUUCACCAAAACCUCUAAUUAUUUCCAAGAAACCUGGAGAUGCCUCGAGUGACAGCGCCAAAGAAGAAAACUCACCAAUUCAUCAGAGCCCUUCAGACUCAAUCUAUCGGGGAUUGGUUACAGAAGAAUAUCCUGGUUUAUUACUUCCACCAAAUGCGCUUCCGUCUAUAGAUGUGAAGGUUGCCUCUUCUCGUCUAAAGCCCUCAAGAGCAAGCAUGAUGUUCCCGAAGAACAUUGAAGAGGAUCCGGUUUUCACACUAGCAAUUUUCAGCAGAUCAGACCGUCAAGAGCUUUGGAGAGUAGAAAAGGAUUCCUCUUCGCUUUUCCGUUUGGAUCAAGUGCUUAAACAAUACCCAACAUUCACAGCCACGCCACCCGAAAAGUCAUUAUUCAGUGGGCAUGCUCCUGCUAAAAUUGAUGCAAGGCGCGCGGCGCUCGACAAGUAUCUGGAUGAAAUAUUGGACACCCAUAUGGAUACCGCAUCCGCUCUUGAAAUUUGCAGAUAUUUAUCAACAAACGCACUAUCAUCCCAUAUGGAAGAUGCCUCACCUGAGCCAGGAAACGAAAGUCCUGUUAAAACCGGUCCAGGUGGCAGACCCUUGAAAAACGGAUAUUUGACCAAGAGAGGCAAGAAUUUUGGCGGGUGGAAGGCUCGAUUCUUUGUCUUGGACGGCCCUGUUUUCAAAUACUAUGAAUCUCCGGGUGGGCCUCACCUUGGCACGAUCAAGCUCCAGAAUGCUCAGAUCGGAAAGCAACAGCAGCAAACCGAUCAAUCUCCAUCACGAGGAGAUGAUGACCCAGAAAAUCAGUAUCGACAUGCCUUCCUCAUCCUAGAACCGAAACGUAAGGACUCUUCUAGCCUCGUGAGACAUGUUCUAUGCGCCGAGAGCGAUAUUGAACGUGAUCAAUGGGUUGAAGCUUUGCUCCGAUACGUGGAUUUCAAAGACUCGGAGGAUGAAGAGCCUCCACAUCGUGCGCAUGGCCGCUCUAAUUCUGGGGGAUCAGGAUCAGGUCACGUAAAUGGAUUGAAGGCGAAGAAAAAGAUGUAUGGCUCUGAAAGAAGUCAAACUCUUCCCGAACUUACAGAAGAGAAUCUCCGUGGGAUAAGCUACGAAAAUACGAAGCAGGGUAGCAUACCACAUGGUGUAAGGAAUAAGAAUUCCGAGACACCGUCGCCACCGACUCAUGGCCGCAACCGAGAACCAUCGUCUCAGUCAUACCCUCAGUCUCAGCCGCAUCCUCAGCUGCCAAAGAGUAUAUCUGCUCCGAAGAAUGCGCAUGUCAUUCAGGAUGUUGGAUCAUGGGGAAACAAGCAGAAUUUAUUAGCCCCAGCCAACUCGGACGAGAGGAUUAAACAAAAGAAGCGCAGCUUUUUCGGAUUUGGAUCCAAACCUCGAGUGUCAAGCGAAUCCCAAGAUGUAGGCGGAAAUGAUUCGCAGACGAACUUGUCACAGAUGGCCUUUGAGCAGCAUGGACCUAUCAGGGCUGUUUUCGGAGCACCGCUUGGGGAAGCUGUUAGAUACAAUCACCCAGUCGAUGUCAAUGUUGAAUUACCAGCUGUGGUCUAUCGAUGUAUUGAAUACCUCGAUGCUAACAAUGCAGCGGGCGAGGAGGGCAUUUUCAGAUUGAGCGGAUCAAACGUCGUUAUCAAGCAGCUUCGCGAGCGCUUCAACACUGAGGGAGAUGUAAAUCUCGUCACGGACGACCAGUACUACGAUAUCCAUGCUGUUGCUUCACUCCUCAAAUUAUACCUCCGAGAGUUGCCAACCACAAUCCUAACAAGGGAACUCCAUUUGGAAUUCUUGGCUGUCACUGAGCUAUAUGACGUUAAUGAGAAGAUCAGCGCUUUAAAUGGUCUAGUCUACCGACUUCCCCGAGCGAAUAAUAUGCUCCUGCGGUAUCUCUCUGGUUUCCUCAUUAACAUCAUCAACCACUCCGAUACGAACAAGAUGACUGUCCGUAAUGUCGGUAUUGUUUUCUCUCCCACGCUCAACAUAGCUGCGCCGGUCUUUGCCCUAUUCCUUCAACAAUACGAAGGGAUCUUUGGCGAAGAUCCUAAUGAGCACGGGGGUUCUCCCGUUGAGGUUACCGUGACAGCUCCUCCUUUAACCCCUGAGGAUAUCCGAUCUCCACGCCGACAAAAGUUUCAGGAGCUACCAACCCCCUCCUACAGCCAACAAUCAUUCCCCGUUGCUCAACCCCCGGCGGCAUCGAUGCAGCAUAGAGCCCAGCAACAGCAACCCCCGGCAUAUGAUACUGGAUUUACACCUCUUAAUCCAUCUGCUAUAGGGAAUUUUCCGACCAUGGCAGGGCCAGAGUAUGGCAGAUCUACGCCCACCCUGGGUGGUCCUGCAUAUGACCAAUUCGGCGGCGGAUCAGAUGCGCACAGACAAUACCAGUCGCAGCCUGGACAAGGAAACAAGAAGAGAAGAGAGAGUAGCAUGUUUGGAAUGGGGAACGUUCUUGGCCAGCGAAAGCCAAAUAAUAGCAGGUCAGACGGACGACUUGUUGAAGAUCAGUCAUUCUUCGACUGA
Molecule: messenger RNA, 4662 nt
Organism: Venustampulla echinocandica
Lineage: Eukaryota; Fungi; Ascomycota; Leotiomycetes; Helotiales; Pleuroascaceae
Exons: 4
Coding region: 1-4662 (1553 amino acids)
Biological process (GO): signal transduction; regulation of GTPase activity
Cellular component (GO): cytoplasm
Molecular function (GO): phosphatidylinositol binding
Source: RefSeq, a predicted model, not a curated record